UGUCGAUCAAAGAGUCGAGCUCUUAUUGUGAAAUCCAACUCGCUCAGCACAUCCCAUUUCCGGUUUAUGUAACGAGAAGAAACGAAAACAAACCCACACGCUGUUGCACCUCCACAGUUUGGAUCAGUCAUGCUGAAGGCCGUGGGACAAGCGCUGUUCUCCACCGGACUGCAGAACCCCAAAUACACCGCGGGGGACAAGAAGGAACAGGACUAUGAGGUCCGCACCUACCACGACACCAAGUGGGUGAGCACCGCUGUCAGUGGGAUGCAGUGGGACGAAUCCAUGAAGACGGGCUUCCGCAGGCUCUUCAAGUACAUCCAAGGCACCAAUCAAAACAACGUGAAAGUGGAGAUGACGGCCCCCGUGACGUGCCGCGUGGCCCCCGGAGCCGGCCCCGCAUGCGAAUCUCAGUUCACCGUGUCUUUCUACAUCCCCGAGGAGCAUCAGGAAAAUCCACCGGAGCCGAGCGACCCGGAGGUGUUUGUGGAGCACAGGAAGGAGUUCACGGCCUACGUCAGGACAUACGGUGGUUUUUCCACUGACAAUAUGAAGCGCGAAGAGCUCCUGAAGCUGAUGGAGAGUCUGCAGAGAGACGGACUCCAAUACGUCGACCAGCCGUUCUACACAGCCGGGUACGACAGCCCCUUCAAACUCACCAACCGCAGGAACGAGGUGUGGCUCCUUAAGAAGGAGCAGGAGUAGGAAGUUCAAGAAAAUGACAUGUUUAUAUGGGAACACUCAGCACAGCUGUAACCAAUUUAUAAAGGGAGUCAAAGUUAUUAAUUUUAUUGGUCAUAUUGUCUAAUACAUUAGUGUUUUACAAAAGGUUACUGAAUUACACUUUACUGAAAGGCUGCACAAAGAGACCAAAUAUGAUUAUAAACCAAUGAAAUAUUAAUACAUAAUAUAUAUAAUGGAUAUAGAGGGACAUUAUUACCAGCAGGGGGAGCCGACAGCUUUCUGUCGCCGGGUGCAUCUUUACAAAAACCACUAGUGCCUCUUUUUGAACUAAUCAGUUGUUGAAAAUACACUAAUUUGCUCAAUAUUACAAAUGUGAACCCAUCUUUUAACUUUGUUGGUCGCCUGCAAACUGGAGACAGAAGGUUUUGUCUCCUGCCGUGAGGGUUACUCACACUUAGUCAUUGCAACAACAACAACAAAAACAUUCCCCUGACGAAUGAAUGGUGGUGUAGUUCUGUAUCUACCCAGAAGUUGAAAUAUACCAAUAUUUGUGGUGCUUUGUGAAAUAAGAACGGAAACUUACAAGCUAACAAACAUUGUGCUUUUUUCUUUUACUGAGUUUACAUUCUUUUUAUACACAUAAUGUAAGAUGGCGCCGCUGCAGUGUGCUAACUUUGUUUUGGGACUUAACUAUUUUCCUGGAAUUUUUUUGUGUGUUCUUUCUUCUUUCAACGAUCCACUAAGCGACGGCCUGAUGGACCGUAACUUUUUUUUCCCUCUUGAGGGAUCAAUAAAGUAUCUACACUAAAUCACAAUAAUCGUAUUUAGAGAAUAUUUACACCUUGAAGGGACACUAUGGAUACUAGAUGAGGGGAUGAUGACAUAACCACUGCACUCAUGUAAGAUUCAUGGGAGAUUAGACUUCCUGCUGAAUGUUUAAGAACGAAAAAUGUACGAUCCUAUAAAUAAUAAACACACCUCAGCAUCGAA
Molecule: messenger RNA, 1674 nt
Organism: Gasterosteus aculeatus aculeatus (three-spined stickleback)
Lineage: Eukaryota; Metazoa; Chordata; Actinopteri; Perciformes; Gasterosteidae
Gene: hebp2
Product: heme binding protein 2
Cellular component (GO): cytoplasm
Molecular function (GO): heme binding
Source: RefSeq, a predicted model, not a curated record